GAUCCAAUAGAUCUAAACUCAGACACCACUUCCACAACAUGGCCGAUGGUAUCUACUGAAGCUAUGACAACGGAGACUCCAGAAACGUCAAAACCUCCCGACAUCUGGAAGGCGCUGUCGUUUCUGAUUGAUGGACAGUCAGACCCGGGAGAGAUACAGCAGUACUUGAAAGGUGACGGAGAGGAGGACACGCGCCUGACAGAAGCUUUGCAGAUGGUGUACAGCCAGUCUUCAGACAUUGACAGUGCAGAGAAAGUGGAACUUCUGGCUAAAGCAACAGACCUUCUCCUUACAGCAUCUGGGCACCUCAAUCUAAAUGAUCAAGCUACAGGGGGAUUCAUUGUGGGGAAAAUGGCAAAAUCCAUAGAGGAACUCUCGGAGAAGGGCGCCCCCUUUCCACAACUCAAGCCAGCUGCUUCAGCAAUUGUUGACACGGUUUCGACGCUGGUAGAGGCUACAGUCUUUGAGAAGGAGGGGACACUGAAGGACGAAUCUCACCUUCUUCCGCCGAGAAAACGGAAGGUGUAUAAGGAGAAACUGGACAAAGAGCGACUAGAAAGGAAGCAAAAACAUUGGAAACUUAAAAAGGAGGCCGUGUCAGCGCUGAUGGAAAUGAUUGAUCAUGUCGCCAGUGCUCUUCUAAGGAGUUCGGCGGUUCCGGAGUCCGCUACGCUGGGACAGAAGACAGUCCAGCUGGCCCUGAAGAAGGAGGCCGAGUUGGGAGAGGAACCUCUGUCCCUCCCUGCUGGGAAAGUGGACUUUCCCACUGAUGACGCGUUGCUGCCUUUUACCUCAUCUUCAAACGUCGGAUGGAAGAUCACAGGCUUCAACGACAACCCUUACAUAUGGGACAGAUCUGCAGGGGAUAUCAAGUCGUCAGUAGUGGACGUCACUUUGGGAGACGCCAAGGGGAAAGAAAUCCCCGUUAACGGCCUGUCUGAAGCCAUUACCAUCGUUCUACAGAACAGGCCAGAGAUGUUUCAGGUCGGACAUCUCGUGAACUACAAACACUACGAUAACGACACCAUGGCGUACCGAGACUUCCAGGCCCUGGAGAACGCCACGUACGGGGUCACACUGACGGUACGGACCGCCGGCUUCAUCAGAGAGGCCAGAAUGUACGGAAAGCUUGGCGGUGAUCCUACCGACAUAGACCACAACUUCAGCAAAUUCCUUUCGUGGGAGGACUUUGACAUCACGGGGUAUGAAGGCAACCAGACUUCCACAGCCUUCAUUGUACUUCCCGUCGAGAAGAUCAACAAUGGGAGAGGACAGUACACCAUUGGCCUUAUAAUGGACGAGUGUCUGUCGCAGAAGUGUAAGUACUCGGUGGAUAUCGUCAGGAUCAGCUGCCGGUACUGGGAGUCAGACGACAACGCUUGGAAGGGAGACGGCUGCAAGGUCAGCCCAAAGACUACCCGGGAGGAGACAAUCUGCCUGUGCGACCACCUAACUGCCUUCGGAGCCGACAUCGUUCUGGUUCCCACUCAAGGCAACCUCUGCUCGCGAUCAGAAGUUGGGCAAGACAGCUGUAUGGUCUGUCUGGAAGAGUAUUGAACACAAGAAAAAGCGUUCCGAGUACCCACUUUACAUUUUCUCAUUAUGAAAUGAACUAGUCGCAGAUCAGAUAAAGCUUUGUGAAAUAGAAAGACAAUUUGCUGAAUGAAAAUAAGCUUUAAGUUUGUAGAACGAAAUAAAAUCGCAGGCUCCGAUGGUAACCUUGCAAAACAUUGUGCACUUGUAAGAAUGACUUUAUUUACCUUAAGUGAAUAAUAUCCAUUAUUUGUACAUGUAAGUAAUCACACUACAACUCUUUUAGGUCAUAAUCUACUAUUUGGUAUUCAAUACUCUGUGUGUUUAAUCAUUAGAUGAACCUUUUCAACCACUGGCAUGUUAUAUUUAAAAGAAAGUAAUAUUUUCUAGGCAACCUUUUUUUAUUUACACGCUCGGAUUAGCUUUUAGGGUUCUAAGCGGAUGUCAUCCAUAUAAGGAAAUCGGCAUGGCUUACAUUUCGACAUUAGCUGCCGCACGUUGGAUGAUUAGGAUAAGCAGCGGCCUUGUACAAAAAGCAAAUGUGGUACGCUUAUCUUAUAGUCAUUCAGGCAUAUGGAUGUAAUGUUCAAAAAAUUUAAUAGAUAUGUGCUUUGCUGACAAAUACAGCCAAUAGUAUAAAAUGUUUAAAAUACUAAUAUUCAUAUAUUUCGAAUAUUUUCCGGCAUGUUGCAUAGACUAAAUCUUUCAUUGACCAUAUACUUAUUAAUGACAUUUAUAAGUGAAUUUUAAGUAAAAAUAUCGGACAAUUUUAAAGUAUAAAUGUUUCUAAAUUACUUGUACUAAUUUUCAAACAAUGUUGUAAUGGUGAACUUGUAUGGCUGCAAUUGUACUCACCUACACAAUUCAGGCUCAUAUGCCUGCCAUGUGGUGUUUUUAAUAAAGUUCAAAGUACACACUGGGAUUUUGGGCUUUCCUGGGGGGUAGUUA
This is a messenger RNA of Branchiostoma floridae (Florida lancelet), 2481 nucleotides long. RefSeq names its product polycystic kidney disease protein 1-like 2. The transcript has 11 exons. Gene Ontology annotation, biological process: detection of mechanical stimulus. Gene Ontology annotation, molecular function: calcium channel activity. Lineage: Eukaryota; Metazoa; Chordata; Leptocardii; Amphioxiformes; Branchiostomatidae. Gene Ontology annotation, cellular component: membrane. The record is from RefSeq and is a predicted model, not a curated record. The coding region runs from base 46 to 1557 and encodes 503 amino acids.